Messenger RNA from Morone saxatilis (striped sea-bass), 1280 nucleotides. RefSeq names its product putative ferric-chelate reductase 1. Gene Ontology annotation, molecular function: oxidoreductase activity, acting on metal ions. The record is from RefSeq and is a predicted model, not a curated record. Lineage: Eukaryota; Metazoa; Chordata; Actinopteri; Moronidae.
GCCCUUUGAGAGCCAACACAAGUCAGUACAUUCAGGGAGAAGGCAGACACAGCCAGCAGAGUGGAGCAAUGUGGCAUUCAAACUUGGUGCUGGCAGUGCUGAUUGGGUGUACAGACCCAGUCUCAGGGUACAGUAAUGGAAAGGUGAGCGUUGCUUGUGAAGACAUGGUGCCUCAGCAUGGUUAUGAGCCCAGCCCAGACCCUCCUCCAUACAACAUCAGUGUGGAUAAAUCCACAUUCAGUCCAGGUGACAACAUCACAGUAUCUUUACAAGUGGCCUUCUCCUACCCCACGUUCUUCAAGGGGUUCCUGAUAAAAGCUCGGGAUGCUGGGAAAUGGAACUCCCCAGCAGUAGGAUUCUUUAUCCUGACUGACCCACAUGAGUCCCAGCUGCUACAGUGUGGCCACACUCAGGGAUCUGGGGUGAGCCACAAGAGCAGCACAAGAAAGACUCACAUUCAGGCGGUGUGGAAAUCUCCAAGAAACCCUCCACACAGAGUCCAGUUUCUUGUGACGGUGGUGCAUAAAUAUAAUAUGUACUGGGUGAGGAUUGCAGGUCCUGUGGUGUCUCUAGGAGUGACCACUGUUCCAUCCACUGUUGUUCCUGCUCAGACCACCAGCCCCACUGCUUUGUCCACACCGCUUAGUUCAGCAGGUUGUGGUCGCAAUAAGUCUUGCCUUAGAGACCCAGUGGGCUGUCACCCUGAGUCAGAUUCCCACUGUUACUUCCUGUCAUUUUUUACUGACCAAAAAGGACAGAGUGUGAUGUUUGAACUCAGUGGGCCUGCUGAAGGUUACAUGUCCUUCGCCCUCUCUCUGGACAAAUGGAUGGGGAAUGAUGAUGUCUAUCUGUGUGUGAAUGAUGGAGGCAGAGUUACUAUCAGUGCUGCACAUGUCACUGGACGACAACACCCUGAGCUGGUGACAGAGGAGGAUCUCUGGGGUCAAACCUGGAGGUUGGCUGAUGGGGUCAUCCAAUGUCGUUUCCAAAGAAGUGUCCUCCUCUCUCAACAGGACAACCGGUUCAGCUUAAACAAUAGCUACUUCUUGUUUCUCGCACAUGGUAGAUCUCAGCAGGGUGUAUUAAUGCUGACUGUGUGGAUGUGGAUGGUAAGCACAGCCGUCUUCAUUGCUCGGCACUACAAACCCUGCUGGCCUGACACAACUCUGCUGGGACAAAGGCUGUGGUUUCAGCUCCAUCGAACCAUGAUGGUCUUGGCUGUGGUCCUAACUGGUGUUGCGUUCACCCUGCCUUUCAUAUACAGAAGGGGAUGGAGCAAG